CUGCUGCUCGAGGUGAUUUUCCGCGACCUCCAGCCCCUGUCGGUGGUGAAGGACCGAGGGUUCGGGCUCCUGUUGGGUUACCUAGAGCCCGGCUUCGGGCUCCCGACGCCGGCGCAGCUGGCCGGCGCGCUACGGCGCAAAUACGGCGCGGCCAAGCUGCAGCUGGAGCGCUACGUGCGGGCGGCGCGGAGCUUGGUGCUGUGCGCCGAGCUGUGGGCGGCCCAGCCGGGCCGCGGCUACGUCACCGUCAGCGCCAGCUUCAUCGACGCGCAGUGGAGGCGGGCGCGCUGCGUGCUGGGCACGAGGCCGGGCGAAGACGACGGCGAUUUGGAGGAAGGGCUGCGCGCCGCGCUGGAUGAGUUCGGCCUGGACGGGAGCACGGUGCUGUGCGUGGUGCACGACGGGGAGCGGGGUGCCGGCGGGUGCCGCGCGGGGCCGGGUUGGAGGGUGCUGGGCUGCGCGGCCCGCACGCUGCAGCAGUGCGUGGUAGCGGGGCUGCGGGCGCAGCGGGUGCAGGAGGCGCUGAGCGCGGCGCGAGGCCUGGUGGCUUAUUUCCAGCGGGACGCCGAGGCGGCGGCGGCGCUGGGCGGCAAGCUGGAGGCCAUCCACAAAGGCCGGGGGAUGCUGGUGACGGACGCGGGCUCGAGGUGGCUGAGCACGGCCGAGAUGUGCGAGAGCCUCUUGGAGCUGAAGUGGGCGGUGAUGGCGGUGCUGGAGGAGCGGCCGCGCGGCGCGGGCGGGCUGGCGGAGCGGGAGUGGAAGCUGCUGCAGGAGCUGGUCCCCGUGCUUCGCACCGCCAAGCUGGCCGCCUCCUUCCUGAGCGAGGAGCAGAACGGAUCCGUGUCGGCGCUGCUGCCCUGCGUGCACGGGCUGGCGGCCGCCGUGGGGCGGCAGGCGGAGGAAGCCGGCGCCGCGGUGCGGGAGGCGGUGGGGAACGUGAGAGCGGAGCUGGCGCGGCGCUGGGAGGCGGAGGAGGAGGGCGAGGAGGCUCUGGAAAGCCCGGCCGUCAUCGCCGCUUUCCUCGACCCGCGCUUCAAGGAGCUCAGGUUCCUCAGCCCCGGCCUGAGGAGCGCGCUGCACGCCAGGGUGAAGGACAUGCUGUCGCAGGCCGCGGGCCCGCAGCCCUCCCAGUCUUCCCAGUCCUCCCAGUCCGCCCGCAGCCGGGCGCCGAGCUCGGAGCUCGAGGCGGAGAGCGGGGAAACGGGCGCCAAGGAGCAGAGCGUCUACGACGUCCUGCUGGGGAAGGACCCGACCGAGAGCAUGCCCGAGAUCCACCAGCAGCUGGAGAACUACAUCGUGGAACCGCUCUGCAAGCGCGGCACCGACCCGCUGCGCUGGUGGAAGCAGAACGAGCACCGCUUCCCCGCCGUGGCCCGGCUGGGCCGCCAGUACCUGGCCGUGCCCGCCACCGCCGCUCCGCCGCACCGCGCCUUCGCCGACGGCCAGAGCGCCCUGCAGCACCGCCGCGCCGCGCUGGAACCCGAGCACCUGCACCACAUCCUCUUCCUGCAUCACAACGCCGAGCUGCUGGAGGCCGUGAUGAGGAGCGGGGCCGAAACCAGGAGGGGGAAUCCGCGCUGA
Numida meleagris (helmeted guineafowl) is the source of this 1581-nucleotide messenger RNA. RefSeq names its product zinc finger BED domain-containing protein 1-like. The record is from RefSeq and is a predicted model, not a curated record. Lineage: Eukaryota; Metazoa; Chordata; Aves; Galliformes; Numididae. Gene Ontology annotation, molecular function: protein dimerization activity. The annotation marks the transcript as partial. The transcript has a single exon.